GAGUACCAGGGACAAGUUUCAAACUCAAAUCUGUACUUGGAUUAGACCGCAGAACCAUACUUUUACUACAUUCUCACUAAACAGUGAAAAUGUCUGCAACGCUCCAGAAACUCAUCACCCCAUUAUUUAAGGGCCUUCCAGAGCCCCCAAGGAACAAGGUGACAGUGGUGGGUGUGGGGCAGGUGGGCAUGGCCUGUGCUGUCAGCAUCCUGCUCCGGGAGCUGGCAGAUGAGCUGGCUUUGGUGGAUGUGUUGGAGGACAAACUGAAGGGAGAGAUGAUGGACUUGCAGCAUGGUAGUUUGUUCCUCAAAACCCCCACUAUAGUCGCAGACAAAGAUUAUUCAGUGACUGCAAACUCUCGCAUCAUCGUGGUGACGGCCGGGGUGCGACAGCAGGAGGGGGAGAGUCGACUGAACCUGGUCCAAAGAAACGUGAACAUCUUCAAACACAUCAUCCCUCAGAUCGUCAGAUACAGCCCUGACUGCAUCAUACUCGUGGUCUCCAAUCCUGUUGAUGUGUUGACAUAUGUAACAUGGAAGCUGAGUGGUCUACCUAUGCAUCGAGUCAUUGGGAGCGGCACAAAUUUGGACUCUGCGCGGUUUCGUUAUUUGAUGGCGGACAAACUGGGCAUUCAUCCAAGCAGCUUCAACGGCUGGAUCCUGGGAGAACAUGGAGACACCAGUGUGCCUGUUUGGAGUGGGACAAAUGUGGCUGGAGUCAAUCUGCAGACACUGAAUCCAAAUAUUGGCACUGACGAGGACGAGGAGAACUGGAAAGAGACUCACAAAAUGGUGGUGGACAGUGCAUAUGAAGUGAUCAAACUGAAGGGGUACACAAACUGGGCCAUUGGUCUGAGUGUGGCUGACCUCACAGAAAGCAUUAUGAGGAACAUGAACCGACUCCACCCUGUCUCCACCAUGGUCCAGGGCAUGUACGGAAUAGGCGAGGAGGUGUACCUGAGCCUGCCUUGUGUCCUGAAUGGAGGGGGCGUGUCCAGUGUGGUGAACAUGACUCUGACACAGGAGGAGGUGGGCCAGCUGCGGGACAGUGCCAGCACCCUGUGGGAAAUACAGAAAGACCUGAAGGACCUCUGAACGGACAGUAGGGGGCGGCAUCUUCAACCCCUUCGCUUUAGCCCUGUCUCCUGUCAUAGCUAUCUACAGACUACAGAUAGUGUGUAUUCAUUUGACCAUUUAACUCUAUAAAUAACUUAUAGCUUUUACCACAGCACUAUGUUAUUCUUUUGUUCUAACUACCGCAUUUGCAAAAUACUGUCUAAACAAUUAUAUGUAGCUUAAAAUAAUGUGGAGAAUAUAAAAUGUACAUCUUGUAUUUUGUGGUCCAUAAAUGAUGAAUUAUACAGAGCUAUCUUAACAAUUAUUGUGUAGCACAGCCUAAUUUAUUAAGUUAUUUCAUUUAUUAUUGUCUGAUAAUGCUAUAACCGCAAAUUAUGUGUUUGUUCUUUUACUUAUUCACCAAUUUGAAAUAUUUUGUUUAAUACUUCUUACCAUGUGUUCUCUCUCCUUUCAUCCAAAUAUAGAUGUACAGAUAAGUGCUCUAUUUAAAUUAAUUUAUUAGUAUAUAAGCAACAGUAUCUUCCUUGUUCGUAACUAGAUAUAAAAUCUACACCACCUCAGGAUAUCUCUGUUGUAGCUGUGCCCCCCCUUUAACUCAUUAAUGAUAAGCUUAAACACAUAAACUAAAUAGUCAAAACUUUAUUCAGUGUUUUCCACAAUUUUGUACUUAAAUUAUGGUGAUCCGCGACUGGAAAAAUAUCUAUGUACAUUUUAUGGAGUUAAAAUGUAACUUAAUGUGUUUACUUCAUCUUAAAUCAUUCUACA
Periophthalmus magnuspinnatus is the source of this 1841-nucleotide messenger RNA. It is a transcript of the gene ldhbb, whose product is annotated as lactate dehydrogenase Bb. Gene Ontology annotation, cellular component: cytoplasm. Gene Ontology annotation, biological process: carboxylic acid metabolic process. Gene Ontology annotation, molecular function: L-lactate dehydrogenase (NAD+) activity. The record is from RefSeq and is a predicted model, not a curated record. The transcript is spliced from 8 exons. The coding region runs from base 90 to 1094 and encodes 334 amino acids. NCBI's taxonomy places the organism in Eukaryota, Metazoa, Chordata, Actinopteri, Gobiiformes, Gobiidae.